GUGAGCGCUCUGUCACAGAGGAUCUUUGUCCCGGAGUGCGGAAUGGCAGGCAGCGUGUGGAGGUCAAUGCUGUCCCAAGUGGUCGGAGGGGCGGUGAGGAGACCUGCUCUGUCCUCAGCUUUAUUUUCCAGAGGGAUGCAGACGGUCACUCUGAUCCCUGGUGACGGGAUCGGACCAGAGAUUUCCACGGCUGUCAUGAAAAUCUUUGAGGCUGCCAAGGCUCCAAUCAGAUGGGAGGAGCGGAACGUGACGGCGAUAAAAGGACCUGGGGGGAGAUGGAUGAUCCCUCCCGAUGCGAAAGAGUCCAUGGACAGGAGCAAGAUCGGACUCAAAGGACCCCUGAAGACGCCCAUUGCCGCAGGUCACCCGUCCAUGAACCUGCUGCUCAGGAAGACCUUCGACCUCUACGCCAACGUGCGUCCCUGCGUCUCCAUUGAGGGCUACAAGACUCCGUACACCGAUGUCAAUCUGGUCACCAUCCGAGAGAACACGGAGGGCGAGUACAGCGGAAUCGAACACGUGAUCGUGGACGGUGUGGUUCAGAGCAUCAAACUGAUCACGGAGAACGCCAGCCGACGCAUCGCCGAGUAUGCCUUCGAAUACGCCAGAAACAACCAAAGAAACAGCGUGACGGCUGUCCACAAAGCCAACAUCAUGCGAAUGUCCGAUGGUCUGUUUCUGAGAAAAUGUCGUGAGGUUGCAGAGAACUACAAAGACAUCAAGUUCACUGAGAUGUACCUGGACACUGUGUGUCUCAAUAUGGUUCAGGAUCCGACCCAGUUUGACGUCCUGGUCAUGCCCAACCUGUACGGAGACAUUCUGAGCGACCUGUGUGCCGGUCUGAUCGGAGGACUCGGGGUCACUCCCAGCGGGAACAUCGGAGCAAACGGAGUCGCCAUAUUUGAAUCGGUCCACGGCACCGCCCCCGACAUCGCGGGCUUGGACCUGGCAAACCCAACCGCCCUGCUGCUCAGCGCCGUCAUGAUGCUGCGUCACAUGGGUCUCCACGAACACGGCAACAAGAUCCAGACGGCCUGUUUUGACACCAUCAGAGACAAGAAGGUGCUGACGAAGGACCUGGGAGGAAACUCCAAGUGCUCAGAGUUCACAGCUGAGAUCUGCCGUCGGAUCCAGGAUCUGGACUGAAGCUUCAGUGACGGAGCUGCUGUGGGAGCCGGGUCUCCGCCCACCUGACCCUCCUCCAUCACAGAUCCCCGCCUCCCCCAGUCUCCCCCCGCCCCCUCCCCCCAGCCUCUGUUUUUUCUUUCACCUGUGUUUACCUGUUUGAUGUCUUUGCUGUAAUGAUAUGAGAUGAUGUGGAGGGGGCGGGGCUUCUGUGGCAGCUACCUGUCAGUCACACAAUGAAACAUUCUCAGAAAACAUACGCACAACUUUGACAUGACCACGUUGGUAUGAAAUAAUUUCAGCAGAGUUUCUUACAGAGAAUUUCAUAUGAACAUGAAUGAUGACACACGUGUGGAUGACGUCGCUCUGCCUGUUGUGAUCCAGUGUAACCGUAACUGAAAUGUCCUCUUAUUUAUUGUUUCUACUUCCUGUUACUGUCUCCUGCUGCUCUUUAGUUGAGGUUUAUAUAAAGGAGGACGGAGACGUUUGCUCUCUGCUGUCUCUAACCACAAACACAGA
Molecule: messenger RNA, 1644 nt
Organism: Toxotes jaculatrix (banded archerfish)
Lineage: Eukaryota; Metazoa; Chordata; Actinopteri; Toxotidae
Product: isocitrate dehydrogenase [NAD] subunit alpha, mitochondrial-like
Exons: 11
Coding region: 43-1146 (367 amino acids)
Biological process (GO): isocitrate metabolic process; tricarboxylic acid cycle
Cellular component (GO): mitochondrion
Molecular function (GO): magnesium ion binding; NAD binding; isocitrate dehydrogenase (NAD+) activity
Source: RefSeq, a predicted model, not a curated record